This is a messenger RNA of Anastrepha obliqua, 7299 nucleotides long. RefSeq lists its product as uncharacterized. The coding region runs from base 445 to 7098 and encodes 2217 amino acids. The record is from RefSeq and is a predicted model, not a curated record. Lineage: Eukaryota; Metazoa; Arthropoda; Insecta; Diptera; Tephritidae. The transcript has 3 exons.
AGCCGCAUAGUGCGACGAGUCGCAUACAUAAAUUUUUAAAUAUUUACGAGUCUACAAUUUGCUUAUUAGUUUUUUUGUUCCAAAUUGUUGGUAUUUCGAAAUUUUCGAAUUGUAUUUGAGUGUCGUGCAAAAAUUAGUAAAACAAAAAAGAAGUGUUUCUCUAAAAAAAAAGAAAGCAUUUGACAGCGUAUAGAUCACACUUACCAUAAAUAGUUUCAUGAUUCCAAAACCUUGUCGCUUUGGUUAGUAAACAAUUGAAACUCCCUGCGCUCCCCUGGCACUCGACGCUUACGAAGCACUCCGACGCUAAAAUACUAAUCAAAACACUUUUAUGAUAUUUACGCGCAUUUAAAUUUGUACCAACGCCAGAUUGUAGAGCAUAAAACGUGUUGCAAAUUUUAAAUACUAAAAUCAUAUCGUACAUUACUAAACAAAAAAAAAAAAAUGCCAGUGCUACGUCAAUUCUCACGCAAUCCGCAAACGCGCAGCAAUGAGGAAUUCAUUUUUAUACGCUGUGGUAAAAAUACAAAUACUGUCCAGACAUCUUGGCGACCUCAGCUGCCGCUACCCAAAGAACUUGACGACAACUCCACCGAUGCGCAAGAGGACUCUACCACUGAUGCUGUCGAUAUGGAGCGCUCACAAUACCACAACACAGCGUCACUUGCCAGUAGCCGAAAAGACAAUUCCUUAAACGCUUCACAGGCCUCUACGAAUCAUGCGCCAUCCAGCACUUCGCAUAAGAAAUGGUCCUUUGGGCGCCUCUUUCGCCGGAAGAAAGAUAUCGCCUCGGAAUCAUCGUCCGAAGAGGAUCGCAAGGCCGGCUUCAUACCCAACCAAAAGAAUUCACGUGCCACCACCGGCGGCGGCAGUAUUGCCAAUUUGAAACCAAAAUCGAGUAAAUCAAGUAAAGUCAAUCGCAGCAGUAAAUUGAAUGGUGCCAGUUUCGAUCACAUCGUCGUCAAUCCACAAACGGGUGCCCCCAUAGUACCACCACAUCCAUCACACCCACCGCAAGUGGAUCAUGAAUUCUUUUUGCCUGUGGAAACCAUUUCACCCACGGAGGCAUACUAUCAGAACCAGCAACAACAGCACUUGCAGCAAGGUGCCGCAUAUACGCGUUCCUCAAACUCACUGGAUCGACGCGGUGCGCGUGCCGCCCUCAAAACACGUUCGGCCCAGCGGCUGCCGCAUGAAAAGGCACUCGGUGCGCACUCCUCCAGUGAGGAGGAAUUAAUUUCGUUGAAUUCAUCAACGUUCUCGAAAUACCGCAGCGAUGAGAGCAUUCAUAGUGGUGGAGUGGGUGCCGCCAACAAUGCGCAGAGCAAGCGUAGUCGCGCAGCACGUAAUGAACGUUACUACAAGCGGCUUUCGCGCGAUGGAGAGCCAAGUAACGGCCAAGCGCCGGUCAUGUAUGCACCACAGCCGACACAACGCUGGAAAACGCAACCGGUGCCGCUCUCCAUUUACAAUCCCUCAGCGCAGGCACCGCCACCCAGCGCGAUGGCCAAUGUGACUGCUACGCCCCGUUUACGCAACACCGGUAGUCUACAACAUGUUGCACCUUAUGUGCAGUGGGGCCAACUGCAACAGCAGCCAAAGAAUUUGCAGAAUACCGUCAAUGACGGUAAGCGCAGCAUUAGCUAUGACAGUCACAUACAUUUACAAAACAUUAAUGGCCGACUGCAGACAAAGCCGCUGCCGCCGCCGCCACCGCCGCGAGAUCCACUGCGCCGUGUAAACGUCAGUGGGCAAAUGCAGAAUGGCAGCGCUGGUGACCUGCGUCCCAUUUCAUAUGCCUUCGAUCAAAGUGGGCUACCGGUGCUGCCCUCUGCAAACCAGCGUCUAGGCGGUCGUUGUGUGUCAGAUGAUAAGAUUUGGUCCGGACCCGCAGGCCCGCACUAUCAAUCGGUACAUUCGUUGAAUACACCGACUAUACCAACUCAACAUAUGCAGGCUGGCACGCCGCAGCAGGCGAUGGCACCCAGCAAUACACCGCAUCAUCGGCGUUUUAUAACACGCGCUGAGCGCGAUGCGCAUCCCUCGAAGAAGUCGCUGCCGAAUGGCUUAGAGUUUCACUACGUUACCGAUGCAACGCCGCGUUCACGCAAACCCAUACACAUGUUGGAGCCGCAGCUAGAUACAACGGCCAAAGAGUCAAGUACCGCUGGCAUUUUACGUACGUCCAAAAGUGGUCUGCCUUCGCCAUCUUCCCAACAAAAUGUAAACGACUUCUGGAAGCGUUUGGAUACAGGCUCGCAACGUCGCGGACGUGAAGUGGAGCGUCCGUAUGCAGAUAGUGGCGUAAAACCUCGUUCGAUUUCCAGUUCACGUGUAGGCGAAUUGCGUGCAUACCCUAUACCCGUUUACUCGGAGGUGCAGAAGCCAAACAGGAAGCCACGUGCGUCCCCACAACCUGGUGUUGAUGAGGUGGACAAUGUCGUGUGCGGUAGUUUGCAUAUAAAAUCUAAACCGGACAAUUCAAGUUCUAAUUAUGUAGAGAUACGCAACAAGGAUUACAGUAAAAGCAACUCAAUGCCAAAUCAUUAUCAAAGACGCUCGGGUGAGAUACCCAACACGCCGAAUAAGUACGACGAAUAUGUCGCGGAAAAGCGCGAGCAACAUCACAAACCCAUUUUCACACCACCGACGCCACCCCAACGUAAACUAUCCAUACCGCACAGCAGUGCCGUAGAGCUGCCCAUAUAUAUACCGCGCAAGAAGCCCGCCAAUCUUGAAGAGGCAAUAAAUGAGCUGGAGGCAAUCUACAAAUCACUUGGUCUCACUGAGGAACCAGAGAAGAAGGAACGUAUACCCACUCCCAGCGAGUUUGAAAAGUACGCCUUAGCACGCGCGAAUGAAUACGACGACGAGGAUUCGCCUACAGGCGAGCCCGAUCCGAUACGCGAUGACGUGGCCUAUCGCAAUAUGCAGUUGGCGAAUUUGCAGCACAAAACCGUGGAAAAGCAGCCGCCUUUCGGCAUACCUAUUGGCCCGGUUGUUGCAGCGCCGCAAAACGACUAUCUGCAUAUUACGCCGAUUGUGGAGCCCAUCAAGUGGGUGAACACGCCCGAUAUUGUCAAAGAUGAUUUGGCGGUGCGCGCUUUGCGUAAAGAUCCACCAGGGCCCAAAGAUAGAUUCGUCUAUCCCUACAGCUCGUUCCAGAAAAAGAAUCGUGCUACGCGCACACAAUCCGCAAACAUUUACAAUCUAAUACAUCGAGACGCCGCCAAACCAUCUGGUGGUGAUCUCCACUCUUAUCUAGAAUUGACGCGCAAGUUAGAUCGCGCUGGCAGCAUGUCUGACUUGCACAAGGAUGAUGACGAGACGGCCACAGAUGUGCCGACAACACUGGCACUGCUGCGCAACCUUAAGGAACAGGAGCAGCAACAGGCAACGCUAAAGAAGGUAGCGAUUCCCUUCCGUCAUCCCAGUCAGGGCGGCGCUAUUUGUGCACUACCAGAAAAGUUGCCUAGCAAUGGAAUGCAAAAAGAGGAAGUACACAAGCCGCCAGUACCACUGCCGCGCAAGAGUCUCACACCUGAGCCCACGGUGGUGAAUGCGCAAAUGGAGGAUGCUUUAAAUAGAAUUGCAAUAGAGGCGCAAGAAAAAUCGGUGAAACUGACGAAGGAGCUGCAAGAGCUGCGCAAGGAAGCGCUGAUAACUGCAUCGCGCCCCAAAGCCGACACCGAAGAGGAAAAAAUCGAGAAGGAUUUGCAGGAAAUAGAGGCGGUGUCGGAAGCAGCGAAGCGUUGCGGGAAGAUGCUUUUAGACACUUUGCCGGAUGCAAAUGAGAGUCAAGCACUGGCUAAACCGCGCAAAUUACACAAAGAAGGUAAACUCAUCGAGGCCAUCGACCAAGUAUCCGAAGCGGCUAACGCUGUAUGCGAGAAGAUACUGAAGGAUAUUGUGACCACCGAACCACCAGUAAUAGUGCAGGAAGCGGUGCAAGUAAAGAAUAAACAGACACCAACUGAACUACUUGUUAUGCCAAAUCUCAUCAAGAAACUGGAUCCUAUACAAUCAGAGCAGAUAGAGGCGAUAGCCAAACGUUGCAUGCGUCAGCUAAGCGCAUUGGCGGACGACAAUCCCGACUAUGAUAAUCUGAAUCAGGAGCUGAAGCAGCCAGGUGCACCUAGCGGCCCAGCAGCAGCUGUUGCCUGUAACACCGAACAAAUACAGUUGGAGUCAGCGGCAAAAGUUGAUAAUCUUGUUUCUACCGUUGCAGAAGUGGCGACAGCGCAGCAGAAGGCAGCGAAGCAGAAUAUUGAGGAAAUCGAUCAGAUCAUGCAAGAGUGUGAAGAAAAAAUGCGCGCAGAAAGCAUAAGCGCACCAGCAGGGCCUCCCAUCAUUACAUCGGAACGCACCUUGGCCGCUGCACGCCAAUUGGCCACGAACAGCAGCAGUGAUGGUCACACAACAGCGCCGAGCAUGAACACAAGCAGCUGCAGUAGCGGCCCUAAUAUCAACGCUGCUGGUGUAGCUGCCAAAACAGGCGCCAGCACAACAGCCUCCUCAUUUUCCUCAUCAAGCGAUUGCCUGGCCAAAUCAUCAAGUCCGUCCGCUGGGCGACGACAAUCUUCGAGCAUUACCUCCUUUAAUCCCUACUCCUCCAGUGAUUAUAUUAAGUCACCAAGUAGUGAAUUUCGUACACCCAGCACCGAUCCAAUAAAAACCUUCAGCACCACCUCGUACGAUGUACCAUCGACUACGAGCGCCACACCAAACAUAAGCGCCACAACGAACAGCACGUUCAGCUACUCGCCAUCGCCACCGUUGAAUCUGACAUCGGCUACCGCAGGAGCAGCUAAACGCCCAUCACAAGAGCGUACGCGUACGCGUUCCUCCUCAUCACCCUCGCAUUACAACUCUUCCGAAGAGUUGGCCAUGAUUUUCGGCAUCGACGAACAGCCGAGACGUCCGCGAACGCACCAACAGUCGGCCGAAAUGAAGUCGGCACAGCCGCCAACAAAUGUUUCAGGUAAAGAUGAUGUAACUAAAUCAGUUCAUGCGACGCAAGCGCCAUCACCAAAUCAUGCAUUCGCUCUCCAUGCAUCCAUGCUCGAUACUACUACUACUACUACUACUACUACCACUGCUGCAAAUGCUACCCAACUACACACUAAUCCCAAUACUGUUGCUGUUGCCAAGGCCUAUGAUGACUGCGUUAAGCCAAUCGCUACUAAUAACGCUGAGCGUUUGAAUGCCAUUGUUGUUGUUGAUAAUGCUAAUGAUGUUGUUGAUAAUGUUGAUGUUAAAAAUACCACUACCACUACCACUAGUACUAGUACCAUAGCUACCAAUAACCCCAUUUCCAUAGCCACAAAUUCCAGCACCAACAACUCAUCCACUAGUAUAAGUCCAAUUCUUAGUUAUAAGCUUGAAUCUGUACCAGAGUCACAAGUCGAGAGCGCGAAGAUGGAGUGCACCACAUUGAAGUUAUCGCCCAACUUCAACAAGAUCUAUGCUAGCCAAAUAAGUAUCGUAGUUGAUAAUGUGACGGAGAAAAGCGCUAUAAAUGUUAUGGUCAAACCAUCCGACGCGCUGAGCGCAUGUGAAGACGACACUUCAUCCAAUCCGGACUCGGGCAAUGUUAGCUUGGCGGAUUUUCCACUGGCUAGUCUAACAAAUAAUGCUUGCUUGCAGUUGGAGAGCGCCUGUAAUAGUCGUUUUGAGGUAAAAAAUAAUUUUGUAAGUGAGGUGUCGAUAGAACGCAAAGCCGAGAAAGAAAUUAAAGGCCCUAGAAAAACUGUGGGGGACAUUGAGAACGAAUUGCACGUUAGCCUAGUCGAAGAAUUGAAUACAAAUAACGCGAAAAACAAUGACCGUGAGAAAAUACAGCCUAAGCUAGAAAUGGAAGGCACAGCUCAAGGGGAAGAAACCGUAGAAUGCGUGAAAUUGAACGGGCACAAAACAAGCGAAGCUGGAACGGCAGACGAUAAAGUUACAUUGAAGAAGUGUAGCUCAGAGAACUUUAAAGAGUGUAGCUCAGACGGCAAUUUGGUGAGUGUAAAUCCACUGGCGCACAUUGACUCUACCACAGAGAGUGCACGGAUUUCUAUAGACGAUUGCAGCACUGACGCAUUCCGAAACGACGCGCUUAUUAAGAGCCAAGCAAAUGAUGUACUCGAACGCGAUGAUACGCAUUUAAUAGAAUUAGCGCAAUUGAUUCGAAGUAGUGGUUCUAGAAAAAAUAGCGCCUCAUUAUCGGAUGUAGAAUGCGUUGAUGUCGUAAGGCCCCGGCCACCCACCGAAAUUGCCGACAAUACACCGACGCGCAUAUGUACAGAAUUGGAACAUCUGCGUUUGGCUUUUUCGCAGCUCUUAGAAACAAAUCUAACCGAGCUCGAUGAGUUGCCACGCAUCGAAGAAGAAGAAGAAGUAGCUGCAGUUGGCAACGCUACCGAAAGCGAAGCGCUGUCUGCCUUAGAGCACACAAAUGAUGCUGUCACCGCCAGCACCGAGACAGCACUUAACGUAGCGCCGCCACGUAAACGUAGUGUCAUCUAUGAAACUCCACCACUAAAUCUCAAUAUCUCUGAAGUGAAAAUAAGCUAUUCGCCUACUGAUGAGCUAGAUGACAUGAGUGCGAUGAGUCCAGUGGCGUCCACUGCGUUGGCACAAAUUUCACAAUGCACCGCCGAAUUGGAGCAGCUCAAUGCAGCACUCAGCGAGAUGCCACGCAGCAAGAUGGAGAAAAAAACCAAAACGCAUAGUUUGGCCGAUGACCGUACGUCGCAAGCCAUGAACACUACCAGCCUGCUACUAGCCAGGCAAGGGGCAAGUAAUGGGCGCAAAGACUACACAACGCAUGUUGAGGGGUUCGGCGAUGCUGACGAUGAAGGUGCUGAUGAUGAUGAAAAGCCCUCAACCAGUGCCAAGGCGGCGGCGUCGUCGGCGUCAGUUAAUCAGAAGCGCGUACUCUCGGUAUUUGGGGAACGGCGACCGGUUGCGGCUGCGGCGGCGGCGGGUAGCUUGACAACACUUGAGCACGUACUCUUGGCUUGUUCGUUGGGCGUUAUCACACCCACAGAUCUAUACACAUUGUGCCUAAUCAUAAUUGGCAUGAUAACUAUUAUAGCGAUUGUUUUGUUUUGAGUAGCUUGAGAUUCGCUCGCAUCAGACGAGUUUGAGUCUAUGAGCAAAUGUUGUUGAGUUAUAUCAUUGGUAGUUUUUUGUCGCGUUAAUGUAUAAGACAAAAAAAAAACAAAAAAGCAAAAAGCAACUUCGCACAUUGUUAAGUUUGGUAGAAUUUGAUGGAGGAGCAAACCAAAAAAAAAAAAUAAAUAAUAAAAACAA